Messenger RNA from Anopheles cruzii, 2625 nucleotides. It is a transcript of the gene SmydA-8, whose product is annotated as SET domain-containing protein SmydA-8. The coding region runs from base 167 to 1759 and encodes 530 amino acids. Lineage: Eukaryota; Metazoa; Arthropoda; Insecta; Diptera; Culicidae. The transcript is spliced from 3 exons. The record is from RefSeq and is a predicted model, not a curated record. Gene Ontology annotation, molecular function: protein binding.
CGGUCGUGUCGGUCGGGAAUUUGGCUUCGCUUCGUCCCCCGAGUAUCCCGGGGCGGUCGUACGGGGUGGUGAGCCCGGUCUGACACUUCCACUAGUCCGAUCGGGAUAGUAGGUCACAGUGUCUAUUUUUGUGUGUGUGUGAACCCGCCCGGAUAGGGCUGACGAUAUGGAGAAGGACGAGAGUGACGAUGGCGGUAGCAGGGUAGCAGGAGGCGAACCACCAGCCACCAGCAACAGUAGCAGUCCCGAGGGCAUUGCCACGUUCAAGCGAGAGCUGCUGGAGUUCCUAGCGGAGCCACCGGAAGCGGAAGAGUCGGUCACCGUGGCACCGUGGGAUAUCCGGCUGUUCGAGGGGUACGGGCGCGGCCUGGUGGCGACGCGGGACAUCGCCGUCCACGAGCUGGUGUUCGUGGACCGCCCGAUGCUGCUCGGACCCCGGGUCAACAACUACGACGUGAUCUUCUGCGCCAGCUGCUGCCGCAUCCUGAAGCGGCUCCAGCUGUGCAGUGGCGGCUGCCGGCUACCGAUCUGCGGCCGGUGUGACUUCGCGGCGCCCGCGUCACCGCACGCCACCGAGUGCCGGCUGAUCCAGAGCUGGCAGCCGAAGGAUGCGGGUCGGUACGCGAAAAACAUCCUGUACGCGCUGACCUCGAUCCGGGGCUUCCUGCUGUCCGAGCGCGACCGCCGGAUAGUGCUGCAGAUGGAGGGCCACGCGCCGCGCAAGGAGAUGCUGACCGAGAUCGAGGGCCUGCUGAAGGACGGCUACUUCGGGAACCUGCCGGCCGACGGGCCGGACGUUCGCUACUUGCGCCAGGUGGUCAACGUGCUCAACACGAACGCGUUCGAGACGAGCCGGGUCGUGACGGGCGACGACGGCGACGUCGGCGAUGACGGCAGCAACGGCGCCGCGGAACACGAGAUCGUCCUGCGCGGUCUUUACGUACUCGGAGCCAUGAUGAACCACUGCUGUCAGCCGAAUGUGCGCUACGUCUUCGAUCGCCAGCUCCGGAUGCGGGUGUACGCGUCCCGCCCGAUCCGGCGGGGCGAGCAGAUCCUCAACAACUACUCCAAGCUGCUGUGGGGCACCCAGCACCGUAUCAUCCAUCUGUGCUUCUCCAAGAACUUUGUCUGCGGCUGCCAACGCUGCAAAGAUCCAACGGAGUUCGGCACCUACCUCGGGGCACUGAAGUGUGUGCGGGAGAGCUGCACGGAGGGCCGGAUGCUGCCGGUGAAUCCGCUCAAGAUCCUGUCGGUGUGGCAGUGCGACCAGUGCAACCUGAAGCUAAGCAACGUGAAGGCGACCAAGAUCCAGGAGAUCGCGGGCCGGAUGGUGCUGAACAACGCGCUCAAGCGGGACGGGCCCCACAUCAUCGGCUACCUGAACGACCACAUUCUGAAGUUCCUGUUGCCGACCAACCAGUUCAUCGUCGAGCUGAAGCUGCAGGCCAUCAAGAAGAUACAACCGAGCCGGCCGCUGGUCGAGCUGCGCGAGAAGGAACGCUACUGCCUCGAGAUCCUCGACUUGCUGGAUCGCCUCAAGUACGGCGAGUGCUUCAUCAAGGGCAUCCUCUGCUACGAACUGUUCGUGACGUGCGCUGCCAUCGCCCGGGCGCUGAACGAUCGCAGUGUAAGUACCGGAAUUACAAUGGACGAACCGAGCCUAGAACGGCUGCGCACCGCGUGGCAGAUACUGGGCCCAAGCAGUAACCGGCCCCGCGAUCUCCAGCAGCUGGCUGUGACACAUGGGAUCGAGGAGUGAAUUGCGCCAUAUCCUCAAGAAGAAGAAGAAGAAGAAGACGAAGAGGAAGAAAACGGGAAGGAGAUAAACUGCACCAGUGUGUAGACGUCAAAUCCGUCUAUGAGUGUGUGUGUGUGUGUGAGUCUAUUGGUUUUCGCCAAUCGUUUUUCACGAACGCGCUCCGUUCGGUCGUUCGACUAUGCGGCUUUGAACCGCUAGAUCACCUCGCACAAGGUUUUGUUGGUGUGUGUUUGUUUGUGUGUGUGUGUGUGAAUAACUUCUUCUUCAUCUGGCUACAACUGCGGAGUGGUCUUUGCUUGGACUGCACCACCUGGGCAUUUUUUGUUGCUUUCUGUAACGGUGUGACUAGCAAAGUCGACCAAUACGCGAAACGCAUCGGGAAAACUCACCGGAACUAAGGGCCGCUUCGAACUAUUGGGACGCCGGCAAUGCACAGAUAGCCAAAGGAACCUUGAAAAGGUUGGCUUUCACUACCGGAAAAUAGAUAACAAAAAAAAGCUUACGUUAGCAGAAGCGUCCUCUGCAAUUGAAGCCUAUUGAGGCAGACUGAUAGUUAUGUUGGUUAAAACAAACAAACUCGAAUGUGACAGAUCAGGACUGUGCCAGGGCUGUGCUUAGUUACCGGAUAACCACAGAGGAACCACCAGAAGAAGGCUCAUUAAUUUCACACAAGAAUGCACGAAAAGAAUGUUAAAAUUAAAAAAAAACAUUGCUUCCGAAUGAUCCGAUUGCUUUCAAUAUUUAUAUAUUGUCAAUAUAUUAAGCACCAAUCAGAGAAUAGGUUUUUUAUGUAGCAGCUUUCUUGACGCACGGAUUAGGUCAGGCUGCAAAUGAAUAAAGUGUGUCGAUGCACAAGCGUUUCCAUU